Messenger RNA from Centruroides sculpturatus (bark scorpion), 1655 nucleotides. RefSeq names its product ankyrin-2-like. NCBI's taxonomy places the organism in Eukaryota, Metazoa, Arthropoda, Arachnida, Scorpiones, Buthidae. The record is from RefSeq and is a predicted model, not a curated record. Gene Ontology annotation, molecular function: protein binding. The transcript is spliced from 3 exons. Gene Ontology annotation, biological process: signal transduction. Bases 241 to 495 code for a protein of 84 amino acids.
UCUUUCUCUAUUAAAUUAACUUCUUAUCAUUUAGGACAGAACAUACUAAUACAUAAAGGUAGAAAUAUUCAUAUUGGUAACAGUUACAACUUUACACAAGUUCGCACAGCAGUAUCAAACAUUAAUAUUAAGAAAAAUAAAAAUCCUCCUUCAGAAUUUGCUCCUCAGUUUACUGAAAGUACGAAGAGAAAAUUACCAGAUGAAAUAAAAGAUUCAGUUCGUGAAAUAGAUCCUGAAGCCAUGCAUUUUGUUGCUGAACAUAUAGCUAGUGACUGGAAGAAACUAGCAAGAUAUCUUCCUCCAAAAGGAAAAGUAUUUUCAGAAGGAAAGCUAAAAACCUUUGAAGAUGAUAAUCCAAGAAAUCAAGAUGAAGCAAUUUAUCAAAUGCUCAAUGCUUGGAAAGAAAAAUAUCCUAAUGAAGCAACCAUUGGAAAUUUAGCCGAGACAUUAAACACAAUUAGGAAAUAUGAAAUUGCAAUCAAAUUAAAACCCUAAAUUUCAAUCUUUAGAAGCUACUGAGGUUAAAAAAUUGCCAGAAUACAAGGUUUUCAUAAACCAGUAUCAUACUUUUAUAUUUUGUGCCUUUUGAAAUAUAAUAAUCUUGUAAAUUAUUGAAAAAGUUACAAAAUCAUUACAAAAAUAAUCAUUACAAAAUGUAAUGACUAUUUGAGAUUAUUUAGAUUGCCAAAAAUUGUCAUUAUUGGAAAUAAUGACUGUAUACUUAAUUACAUGGAUAUUAUCGAUAUAGAAGUCAUAAUAUUUACUCAUAUAGACAUAUUUCAGCAUGAAAGAGAAUCUCUGCACUAGAAUAAUGGAGGAAAGCAUCAUGUAAAAUAAUGAAUUUUAAUAAAAUCUUUUUUAUGUAGAAUGAAAGACUUUUUUACACGCAUAAAAUGAGUAAUUAUGACGUAAUGGAUAAUUUAUUUAUGUUUAAAAAAAUUAUAAAUUUUAUUGUGAUGUUUGCAUCUUGAAGAAGUAAUGUAAUUAAUUUUUAUUUUAUUUAUUAAAUAAUUAAAUAAAUAAAUAAAAUUUCUUAUGCAUGUUUUAAAAAAUUAUAGAGAGUGUGAUAUGCAUAUCAAUCAAAGCAAAUCAAAAAUUAUUAUUUACAAUUAUAAGAGUUUCUUUCAUAUAAACAUUCUUAAAAUUUUAAUAUAACAUGCAAAAUACGUAUAAAAACAGUUUUUAGAGUAGUUUUUAUAUAAUUUAUGGCAUUUGUUUGAUUUUAAUUUUUGGAAAUUGGUUAUUAAACUGUUCUAGAAAAUUUCUUGUUGUACUAGAACAGCUAAAAAAUUAUUUAUUUAAAUAUUAAGAUUUCUAUAUCUCACUUUGUCCUGUUGGCAAUCUAAAUAACAGUUAAAUUUUUCACUCUAGAACUUAAGAAUGAAAAUAUUAAGUUUGCAUUAAAUGAAAUCAUUGUUUAUAAAUUCAUAACUUUCCUUUUAAAUAUUUGUACUUAUAAAUCCUAAUUUAUUCAGUGCCAUAUAAAUUAGUCAUAACAGACUUGCUCAUAGAUGGAAUGAAAAGAUUGGUAUUGAAAAUCUUAUGAUCAAUUGAAAAUCUGUUUUUUUCAGAGUAUUUCAAAUGCUUGUUUUGUCCAAUUACAUUAAAAUUCUGUGUAUUAUUUUAUAAAAAUGCUCAAUAAAGAAAAAACCAAA